GCUGAGGGUCGGACAUCAACAGCGUCGUCCUCCAGGCUGCAACCGAACAGACACAAUAGUAAGGAGAGGAGUCGCAGCUCAGCGCGGGUUAGACAUGAAGAAGAAAGAGGAGACCGUCGUGGUUAAGCGGACUGGUUCGGAGCAGAGGAAACUGCGAUCUCGUGAUGCGGCCAGAAGUAGGCGGAGUCAGGAGACGGAGGUGUUUUAUGAGCUCGCCCGCACUCUGCCGCUCCCUCGUCGAGUCUGCACACACCUCGACAAAUCCGGCAUCAUGAGAGUCGCCCUCAGCUUCCUGCGGAUGCACGGCUUCCUCAGACCCGGUAAGAAUCUGAAAGAGGAGAUUGAAGAGGAGGAGGAGGAAGAUCCAAUGGGUGCUUUCUAUCCCCAGGCUCUGGCAGGCUUCGUCAUGGUGAUGACCGAGGAGGGAGACAUGAUCUACUUGACAGAAAGCGUCAGCAGAUAUCUCGGAAUCACGCAGCUGGAGCUGCUGGGUCAAAGUAUUUAUGACUUUGUUCAUCCCUGUGAUGAGGAGGAGCUCCGAGACCUGCUGACUCCACGUCCAGGUUUGAGUAAAAAGCCGUUGGCAGAACAGCCAAGUGAGAGGAACUUCUUCCUGCGGAUGAAGAGCACUCUAACCAGCAGGGGGCGCACCGUCAACAUCAAGUCUGCUACCUGGAAGGUUUUCCACUGCACCGGUCACAUGCGUCAGGUUGCUGGUGACUCCAUGUCGCCCUCUGCAGGCGGAGUGAUGACCCUGCUGUGUGAACCCAUCCCUCACCCGUCCAGUGUGGAGUUCCCUCUGGACACGUGCACCUUCCUCACCCGCCACAGCAUGGACCUGCGCUUCACACACUGCGAGGGCAGGGUGGCAGAGUUAGUGGGAUACCAACCUGAAGAUUUGAUUGGCCGCUCAGCCUACGAGUUUUAUCACGCACUCGACUCCAAUCACAUCAACAAGAGCCUGCACACAUUGCUGUCCAAAGGUCAGGUGAGCACCAGACAAUACCGUUUCCUAGCCAACAACGGCGGCUUUGUCUGGGCCGAGACUCAGGCGACCGUCCUCUACAGCAGCAAGAUCUCGCAGCCUGAGGCAAUCGUCUGCCUCAACUUCAUACUCAGUGCCGUGGAGCAGCCGGACGUAGUUUUUUCUGUGGAGCAGAUCCGUUGUGGCCGGCUGCCUGAAGCUGAACCCAGCUCACCUGUGCUUGUCCAGGAGAAUUGUGGGACACUUGACUUCAGUGACUCUGACAGUGAGCAUCUCCGCAGCUCCGCAGAGCUCUUCAACAAACUGAAGGAGAAGCCAGAGGAGCUUCUCCUGUUGGCUCCUGCUGCCGGAGAUGCCAUUAUCCCCCUGACAGGAGAUCUAGUUGAGCUGUCGUUCGCCAGUCCUCCCAGUCCUCCCAGUCCACACUCGGUGCCGGACCACCCUCAGGACCUGUGCACCCCCCAGCUGCGACAGCUCCUCUCCCCAAUCUUCAGCCCCAUCACUCCACCUUUAUCAUCAUCAUCAGCAGCUUCCUCACCUGACCCUGAGCCAGUGCUGAGCCCCUGUGAGGAGGAGAGAGAGGUGACGGACACCAGCAUGGUGGAGCAGUUCUUUGCCGUUUGGCCAGAAGAUAAUCAGCAGAAAGGAGAAACACAGGAGCCCAUGGAGAUGAUGGAUCUGGACAUGCUGGCUCCUUAUAUCUCUAUGGACGAUGACUUCCAGCUAACCGUCUUCAGCAGUUUGCCAGAGGAAGCAGACCAACCUCCGUCCUCCUCUCUGUCUGAACCCCCAGCUGUCACACCCACAGUCCCAGUGAGCAGGAAACGGACUCGAACCCCAGAGGAGGUGGGGCUGUCCCAGCUGAUGAUUCAGGACAAGAGACAGAAACCAGAUCCUUCCUCAAUUGAAGAGGAACUGCUCCUCAGCCACAGAUUUCUGGGCUCUCUGGAGGAAACCUACCAAUCAGAUGUGUUCCUUGACUCGGGUCCUGGAAUAAAAAACCCUCUUCUCACAGACAGAGACCCUGUUUUAGGAGGCAUCCAGGGACUCUGUGAUACUGCAGCUCUGAUGAGGGACAUCUUCACACCUCGUCAACCGGACCUGUCUCCGCCUCUCUCCCCCAUGACUUGACCCGGCGCCCUCCCAAUCAGAGGGUCGAGGCCAGAAAGUCAACGCCGGACAUGAUUAUAGACUCAAGCUGCGAACCGUGCUCUGAAGUCAGACGUCGCCUUGUUGCUUGCAGCUGAAACGAGAGGUGAUAGCAUGUGAUAAAGCAGGUGGGGGGUGCCGACAGCGCUGCAGUUUGCGUUCUUUAACCUGCCGAGUUGUUGCUUGUGGUCCUUCGACACUACACGUCCUCACACACUUUAAUAUGAGAAACCAGCAGGUGGUGCUACAACGUUUUCUUUUUAAAUCUCACACAGUGAGCCAAAUCUUUCAAAAUGUAUUUCUGUUUGCAACUUUCAACUAUUAUCACAUUUAACCUGUUGCAGUGAGUCUGGUCCUAAUGCUCAGUUUUAACUUUGAGCCAAGGUCAUUCAAAUAUGAACAGUUUAAUUCUUUUCUUUUCAAUCUCACUGCAGUUUUGUGAAAUUAGACUACGAACCAGUAUAGUGACCGCCCACUCUUUGAACAGCUCUGAAAGGGAUUUUUUCCCCAUUCAGGAUCUCCAUCUUCAUGAGUUUAAAGGUACCAAACCACGCAGCU
Messenger RNA from Etheostoma cragini (Arkansas darter), 2692 nucleotides. RefSeq names its product hypoxia inducible factor 1 subunit alpha, like (gene hif1al). The record is from RefSeq and is a predicted model, not a curated record. Gene Ontology annotation, molecular function: RNA polymerase II transcription regulatory region sequence-specific DNA binding; protein dimerization activity; DNA-binding transcription factor activity, RNA polymerase II-specific. The transcript has 15 exons. Gene Ontology annotation, biological process: cellular response to hypoxia; regulation of transcription by RNA polymerase II. Bases 95 to 2116 code for a protein of 673 amino acids. Lineage: Eukaryota; Metazoa; Chordata; Actinopteri; Perciformes; Percidae.